AUGCAGGGUGAAAAAAGUACAGAUUUCGAUGAAAUCACGUGUUUUUUGGGUGACUACGGACUCUUUCAAAUCCUAAUAAUUGUUUUGCUCAGUUUGAGCGCGAUUCCGUGUGGGUACAUGGGGGUGCUUGUGGUGUUUGUUGCGGAUACACCCGAGCACCACUGCAAAGCACCGAUCAACUCCUCGCGUAAUGGCACAGAUGUUGAGGCUCCCUUUCACGAGCGGAGCAGCUGGAUCGGACCUGACAGCUGUUCUCGAUACAUACUGGAUACUGGAAACUGGACAGCAGGACUGCGUAAUGACACGGAGAAAUGUCUGGAUGGAUGGGUCUUCAGUACUGAGAUAUACACCUCGACCAUUGUGUCUGAGUCAGAGACUGAGAUAGGAACUACCUAUUCAAACCUAUACCCACAUGUUUACUGUUAUUUUCAUGUUUUCAUGUCUUACAGGAUUGGCAGAAAGCCGGUGUUUUUUGUCACCAUGGCCUUACAAACAGUCACUGCCUUGAUCCAGGCCACCUCUGUCAAUUGGGCCAUGUUCUGUGUCCUCAACUGUUUUAGAGGACUUGGCCAGAUAUCCAAUCACCUUCCAUCACUCAUACUUGGGUCUGAGAUGCUGAGCCAGUCCUCCAGGUUGAGCUACACUCUGCUGGGCCACUGUCUAGGUUUUGGCAUUGGUUACGCGUUGAUACCGCUCUUUGCCUACUUCAUACGAGACUGGAGGAUGCUGCUGGUGGCUACUGCUGUCCCCGGCUUCCUAUUUAUUCCAACAUGGUGGCUGAUUCCUGAGUCUCCUCGUUGGCUUUUGCAGAAAGGUCGGGUGGAGGAGGCUGAGCUUGUCAUACGCCGUGCUGCCAAAAGGAACAGAGUCCCUGCCCCUGAGGUGCUGUUUAGGUCUGGCGAGUGCUUGGAAAUAAUGCAAAAUAAAGGUGGAAAUGAGCGAACAUAUACUUAUGUGGACCUGAUACGCACCCCUAACAUGAGGAACAUUACAGUUCUAGGUGUCUUUAUAUGGAUGUCUGUCGCCAUGGUGUUCUACGGUCUUUCUCUCAACACUAGUAACCUCAAUGGAAAUGUCUACCUCAACUGCUUCAUUUCUGCAGCCAUUGACAUGGCAGCAUAUGUUGCCUCUUGGCUGCUGGUUAAUCGAGCGCCACGACCCACUCUCCUCUUCACCACACUGAUGUUCUGUGGCAUCAUGCUUCUAAUUAUAAAGCUGGUUCCUGAAGACAUGCAGGUCAUGAUCCAGGUGUUAGCUUUGGUGGGAAAAAUAGGUGUGUCUGCUGCUUAUUGCUUAAUCUACGUGUUUUUCACUGAGCUGAUGCCCACUGUGGUCAGGAACAUGGGCUUAGGGGUCACCUCGACAGCUGCACGCAUAAGCACCAUCAUCUGCCCCUAUAUGAUCUACAUAGGAGUUUACAACAAGGUUCUCCCAUACAUUAUUUUUGGUACAAUCAGCAUCAUGGCUGCUGUCAUGAGCAUGUUGCUUCCAGAUACCAGAAACCACAAACUUCUUGACCUCAUCAGCCAAGCCAAACCCAUCAGAGGCUGUUGCUCUCCCAAGGAAACACCUACAACCCAGUCAGAUACAACUGGACGCUGUAAAGAAAUUAGCAAGAGCACCCACAGCUGA
This is a messenger RNA of Scomber scombrus (Atlantic mackerel), 1632 nucleotides long. RefSeq names its product organic cation/carnitine transporter 2-like. The transcript is spliced from 9 exons. NCBI's taxonomy places the organism in Eukaryota, Metazoa, Chordata, Actinopteri, Scombriformes, Scombridae. Gene Ontology annotation, molecular function: transmembrane transporter activity. Gene Ontology annotation, cellular component: membrane. Gene Ontology annotation, biological process: transmembrane transport. Bases 1 to 1632 code for a protein of 543 amino acids. The record is from RefSeq and is a predicted model, not a curated record.